GAGCCCAUUUAUCGAUAACGCGGGGCCGGGUGGCGAUUUCAGUGGCAUAUUAACAAAACAGUUAGCGAAACUUGCAAGUUUCUGAGGAGUUGUGAAACUCAGCAACCAAGAUGCGCGAACAGCCCCUGAAGGAGGUGACCCAGCUAAUCCACGCCAUCAAAGUGGGGAUGGUGGAGGGCUCCUACAGCAUAACGAACAAGACGCUGGAUAUAUUCAAGUACAUCAUCAUGAGCAAGAGCUGGCAAAACGCCGACGCCCUUAUGCAGAUUGUGCGUGCCCAGUGCAAGAUCCUGCAGGCAGCUUUGCCCCAGGAGACGGUAACCUCGAACAUCGCAAGGAGGAUCCUAAAGCUGACGCGCGAGGAGUUCGAUCUGCUGCACGCCAAGGUGCAGCACUUUGCUGACGACUCUCAGGCCUCGCUAUCGCUCCACAAACUGGUCACCCAGACCAGUGAGAGUAACGUGAGCGUGGACUACUCGGUGCCUCAGCAGGGAUUGCGCGAGGCGUUGCUCGACCAUCUGCAGGAGGUCGAGACCGAGCUGGAAACCAGCUCGGAGAAUAUAUGCGUACAGGCCGAGGAGCAUAUCCACUCUUCGGAGAUCAUCCUGACACUAGGACACUCGCGCAGCGUCGAGAGUUUCCUCAAGCGUGCGAUCAAGAAGCGCCAGUUCCUCACCAUCAUUGUGGCCGAGUGUGCGCCCGCUUGUCGGGGCCACAAUCUGGCUGCCAGCUUAGCGGGCGAGAAAAACGUGGAGAUUGUCGUGAUCCCAGAUGCGGCCAUCUUUGCGAUGAUGUCGCGCGUCAACAAGGUAAUCAUCGGCACGCACAGUGUGCUGGCCAACGGCGGACUGAGGGCGGCAUGUGGAGCUUACACGGUGGCCUUGGCCGCCAAGCACUACUCCGUGCCAGUGAUCGUGCUGGCGCCCAUGUACAAGCUGUCGCCACUGCACCUGUGCGAACAGGACGCCUUCAACAUGGUCGGCUGCGCAGAGGACGUGAUCCCGUAUGACUCGAUUCCCGCCCGCGAGGCAAAGGUCUACAGUCCCAUGUUCGAUUAUGUGCCACCGGAACUGGUCACCCUGUUUAUAUCAAACACCGGUGGCCACGCCCCGUCGUAUGUGUACCGCCUACUCACGGAACUUUAUCACCCCGAGGACCUGGAGAUUUGAAGUCGUGAUUGUCUCGGUUAGGUUUUCUUCGCAAAAAAUCAUUCAAUAAACGCUGACCUUGAGUUCGGCAGAAAAAGGCUUCCUGAA
Messenger RNA from Drosophila ficusphila, 1256 nucleotides. RefSeq names its product translation initiation factor eIF-2B subunit beta (gene eIF2Bbeta). Bases 111 to 1169 code for a protein of 352 amino acids. Gene Ontology annotation, molecular function: translation initiation factor activity; guanyl-nucleotide exchange factor activity. The transcript has 5 exons. Gene Ontology annotation, cellular component: eukaryotic translation initiation factor 2B complex. The record is from RefSeq and is a predicted model, not a curated record. Gene Ontology annotation, biological process: translational initiation. Lineage: Eukaryota; Metazoa; Arthropoda; Insecta; Diptera; Drosophilidae.